CCAUUAACGACGAUCCCAGUUCAUCUGCAAAAUGGCUAACUAUCUCGCCUCUAUCUUCGGUACCGAGCAAGAUAAGGUCAACUGCUCAUUCUAUUAUAAAAUUGGCGCUUGCCGCCAUGGCGAUCGCUGCUCGCGGAAGCAUGUGAAGCCAUCCUAUUCUCAAACAAUUCUCCUGCCGAACAUGUACCAGAACCCAGCGUUCGAUCCCAAGAACAAAAUGAACCCUAGCCAGCUACAGAAUCACUUUGACGCAUUCUACGAGGACUUUUGGUGCGAAAUGUGCAAAUAUGGCGAGCUAGAGGAGGUGGUUGUCUGUGAUAAUAACAAUGACCACCUGAUCGGCAAUGUCUACGCUCGGUUCAAAUAUGAAGAUUCUGCACAAAAUGCGUGCGAUGCAUUAAACUCCCGCUGGUACGCGGCACGGCCCAUAUACUGCGAAUUAUCACCUGUGACGGAUUUCAGGGAAGCCUGCUGUCGAUUAAACAGCGGCGAGGGAUGUGUUCGUGGAGGCUUUUGUAAUUUUAUACAUCGUAAAGAACCGAGUGCGGAGUUGGAAAGAGACCUGGAGCUAUCGACCAAGAAAUGGCUGAAAUUGAGAGGCAGAGAUGAGCGGAGUGUGAGCCGCAGCCCCAGUCCGGAACCGAGUAAGAGGAGACAUUAAAAUUAUAUCCACGCUGGAUUCUGGUGAUGUCGUCGUAUGACGGAAGUCCGGGCCGUUUUGUGUGAUGACAAUGUUGAUAGGGCGGUAUGGAACUUGGGCAAGGCGUUCAGGCGACGGAAUUGCACGCCUUUCGGCUUUCGGUUCAGGGGCAAUUUAAUUAAGAGCGCCGAGUAUGUUUUAUGCAGCGAAUGGUACUGAGUGCUUCACAAUAAUGUAUGUAGCUUUCGACAUCUUCCCAGGAGACCAGCAAUGUGCCUUGGUACUUGACGG
Coccidioides posadasii C735 delta SOWgp is the source of this 931-nucleotide messenger RNA. RefSeq lists its product as uncharacterized. NCBI's taxonomy places the organism in Eukaryota, Fungi, Ascomycota, Eurotiomycetes, Onygenales, Onygenaceae. Gene Ontology annotation, molecular function: metal ion binding; pre-mRNA 3'-splice site binding. Gene Ontology annotation, biological process: mRNA splicing, via spliceosome. Gene Ontology annotation, cellular component: spliceosomal complex; U2AF complex. The record is from RefSeq and is a predicted model, not a curated record.